Molecule: messenger RNA, 1164 nt
Organism: Salvia miltiorrhiza (redroot sage)
Lineage: Eukaryota; Viridiplantae; Streptophyta; Magnoliopsida; Lamiales; Lamiaceae
Exons: 6
Coding region: 1-1164 (387 amino acids)
Source: RefSeq, a predicted model, not a curated record
AUGGAGCUGCUUUGUGUUCAAAGAGAAAUUGAAAUUGAUCUUAAGGAUGAACUUCAGGAGCUGGACAUUUUUGAUGACACCUUUGGUCUUGAGGAGAGUGAGACAAUCAGGAGAAAUGAAUUACGAGCAAAGAUUUUCCUUAAAUCCAAAGAAAAAUGGCUUGAUGUUGGGGGCUGCUGGAUCGAGGAUCCAAAGACCAUUAAGGAGAACGUCAAAACGUUCUUCGAGAAUCACUUCAAGAAGACGCCGCGCGUCCUACCUAUGAUACCGGUAGAUUUCACUGCUCGGAAAAUUUCUGCAGCAAAUAAUGCAGAGCUGAUCAAAACUUUUUCAGAAUCAGAAAUUAAAGAGGCCAUUUGGAGCUGUGACGGUGACAAGAGCCCGGGACCGGAUGGCUUUAACCUCAAGUUCUGGAAAGCGUCAUGGGAGAUUAUCAAGAAAGAUUUUUUAAAGGUUUUGGCGAAUAGGAUGAAACAGGUCAUGGAUUCAGUUAUUUCGGAUAAUCAGAGUGCCUUCAUUGGCGGCCGUUACAUCCUUGAUGGGGUCGUGGUUCUAAAUGAAGCAAUCGCGGAGGCUACUAAGAAGAGAAAAGGGAGGAUUAUCUUCAAGGGGGAUCCGCUUUCCCCGUUUCUCUUUCUUAUUGCAGCGGAGGGGCUCCACUCUUUGAUCACGAGAGCUAUUGAGAAGGAGCUGAUUAAGCCGGUAAAGGUAGGAAAUGAUUACAUUUCAAUUCCGCACCUCCAAUACGCUGAUGACACGGUCUUCUUGAUGGAGGAUGAUGAAAGAAAUGCAGUGGCAGUUAAAAGGAUUCUCAGAGUGUUCCAGCUACUGUCAGGGCUUGCCGUGAAUUUCAAAAAAUGUUGUCUCUUCGGAGUUGGGGUCGAGGAGGAUAAGAUCGAGAUGAUGGCGGCUAUUUUGGGUUGUGAUGUAGGCUCCUUACCUUUCAAUUACCUCGGUAUUAAAGUGGGUAGCAAGGGCAAAAAGGUUGCUGAUUGGAAAUACUUGGUUGAGAAGGUGAGAAAGAAAAUCGAUUCGUGGAAAAAUGGGAAGUUCUCUCUCGCUGGCCGUGUGACCUUGGUGAAGGCUGUGCUUCAAUCUAUACCGAUUUACCAGCUCUCUUUUACCUGUUUACCAAAAUCAAUUGUAGAGAAGAGAGCUGUUUGA